AUGAAAUACGACGUGGUAAUCGUUGGCGGCGGGUCGGCGGGGUGCACGCUGGCGGCGCGGCUGUCGGAGGAUCCCAACCGCUCGGUGCUGCUGCUGGAGGCCGGGCCGGACUAUCCGGACUUCGAGUAUCUGCCCGACGAGAUCAAGUACGGCUACAACAACGGGGCGUCGGAGAUCGACUCGCCGUUCAACUGGUCGUACACCGCCCGGGGCAGCGCGCAGCAGUCGCAGCCCAUGAACAUCGCGCGGGGCAAGGUGAUCGGCGGGUCGGGGUCGGUGAACGGGCAGGUGUUCCUGCGGGGGCUGCCCGAGGACUACGACUCGUGGGCCGAGCAGGGCAACACCGAGUGGAGCUAUGUCAACGUGCUGCCGUUCUUCCGGAAGCAGGAGACGGACAUGGACGUGCGGGACGACUUCCACGGGACGGAGGGUCCGAUCCCGGUGCGCCGGGUGCCUCGGCAGGAGUGGCUGCCAGUGUACGAGGCCUUCCACCAAUCGACGCUGGAUGAGGGGUUUCCCUACGAUCCCGACAUGAACAACCCGGAGACAUCCGGCACGGGCGCGGUGCCCAUGAACAAUCCGGGCAACAUCCGGAUGAGCGCGGCGCUGUCGUACCUGAACCCGGCGCGGCACCGGCUGAACCUGACGGUGCGCGGUGGCGUGCAGGCGCGGCGGGUGGUGUUCGAGGGAACGCGAGCGGUGGGCGUCGAGGUUGAGAGCGGGCGGCGAGCGGAGCACCUGCGGGAGAUGGGGAUCCCGGUGGUGCUGGACUCGCCGGGGGUCGGCAAGAACCUUCGCGACCACCCGAUGGCGCUGGUGGACCUGGAGCCGCGGGAGGGCGUGGCGCUAUCGGAGGACGUGCCGCGCAUCCAGACCGGUCUACGCUACACCGCCGAGGGGUCGCACCUGCGCAGCGACAUGCAGAUCACGCUUACGUCGUACGCCGGGGUGGGCGGCGGCGAUCCCAUCGCCGGGGCGAGCCGGAGCCGGAACGGGAAGACGCUGCACUUCACCGUGAUCCUGGAGCUGGCCGAGAGCUCGGGGGAGCUGACACUGGCGUCGACCGACCCAGCCGUGGGGCCGAAUAUCGACUACCGCUACCUCGAGGACGAGUUCGACGUCCAGCGAAUGCGGGAGGCCAUCCGGCUGUGCGCGCGGCUGGCCGAGCAUGAGAAGUUCCAGCCGCUGGUCAGCGGUCUGGCGGCGCCCGGACCGGCCGACCUGGAGUCGGACGAGGCGCUGGACGCGUGGAUUCACGCGAACAUCGGGACGACCUUCCACUCCUGCGGAUCGGCCCGGAUGGGUCCGGACGGGGACGCCAUGGCGGUGGUUGACCAGCAUUGCCGGGUGCGCGGCGUCGAGGGCCUGCGGGUGGUUGACCUGUCGGUGGCACCGAACGUGGUGCGGGCAACACGAACGCGACGGCGAUCAUGA
This is a messenger RNA of Geodia barretti, 1434 nucleotides long. The record is from the annotation of a GenBank genome assembly. Lineage: Eukaryota; Metazoa; Porifera; Demospongiae; Tetractinellida; Geodiidae.